AUGAAGGCCAUCACCCUUCUCGGCUUGGCAUCUUUGCCAUCCGCUCUCGCCUUGAACAUCCCAUCCCAACAAGUCAUCUUGCCCGAACAGUCGCAAAAUGCGGUGAAAUCUGCUGCCCGCGAGACUUGUCCCCAGGCACAGAAGGUGUCUGUCCCGAAUGACGGUCUGCAUCCCGCAUCCAUCUUCUUAGAGGAUGCUGCUUUCCGCGCCCGUCAGGCGGACAGACUCUCGCGGGCCGUGCAGAUUCCCACGACAGUCGGGGACUUUGCUACGGAUCCGUACGACGAGGCCUUUGAGCCUGUUGUCAAGUUCCAAAAGUUGCUGCAGGACUUGUUCCCCCUGGUUCACUCCUUUGCCGAAGUCGACCACAUCAACCGCCUCGGUCUAGUCUUCACCUUCCAAGGCACAGACACCACCCGCAAACCAAUCCUCUUCAUGGCCCACCAAGACGUAGUCCCAAUCGACGACCCCUCCGACUGGACCCACCCACCAUUCGAGGGCUACUUCGACGGCGAAUGGAUCUGGGGCCGCGGCUCCAGCGACUGCAAGAACGUCCUAAUCGGCCUAAUGUCCACGCUGGAGGACCUUCUCUCCCAAAACUGGCAGCCCGAGCGCACAAUCCUCUUCGCAUUCGGCUACGACGAAGAAUCCCACGGCUGGCUGGGCGCCGGCUCCAUCGCCCCAGUCCUGGAAGAAAAAUACGGCAAGGACAGCUUCGAGUUCAUCCUCGACGAAGGCGGCAUGGGCCUCCAAAGCCUCGGCUCCGCAACAGACGCAGGCGAGGUCCUCUACGCCCUGCCCGGCGUCGGCGAGAAAGGCAGCCUGGACCUGGUCAUGGAACUCGCUGUCCCGGGCGGCCAUAGCUCCGUUCCCCCAGCUCACACCGGCAUCGGCAUCAUGGCCGAGAUCCUGUACGAGCUCGAGCGUCAGGAUCUGUUCACGGCUUGGCUGGACGAGUCGCACCCCUCUUUCGCCAUGUUGGCCUGCCAGGCGCGCUACUCGCCCGAGCACGUCGAGUCCUGGCUCUCGUCUAAGCUGGAAGCUGGCGAUGCGGCCGCGCUGGCUGAGUCCGUCGCGCAGUCCCGUGGCCCCGCAGUCCGGUAUACGCUCCAGACCUCGCAGGCUGCGGACUUGAUCCACGGCGGCGUCAAGACUAAUGCGUUGCCUGAGAAGAUCUCGGCUGUAGUCAAUUACCGUGUUGCGCUGCACCAGACGCCUGAUUUGGUUCGUGAGCGUGCUGUCCGCAUCAUUACCCCCAUUGCUGCGAAGCACAAUAUUUCGCUGUCGGUGGAUUUCCCCGGUGUGGCUACUAUGCCUGAUGUUGUUGCUGGUGAUCGUACGCUAUCUCUCUCGCCGCUCAGCGAUCCCUUGGAGCCGGCGCCGAUUUCGCCGACUGAUCCGCUCACCUCGGAGACUUGGGCGCGGUUCGCUGGUGUGGCGCGGAGUGUCUUUGAGUCUCACCCUAAUCCUCUUCUGAAGUCUGAGGGUAAGGGGUCCAACCCGACUGUUGUUGUCAGUGGUGAUAUUAUGACUGGAAAUACCGAUACGCGCUUCUACUGGUCUCUUUCGGAGAAUAUCUACCGUUGGAGUCCGUCGCGUGCGGGUGGUUCGGCAAAUAUUCAUACUGUUGAUGAGCGGAUGCAUUUGGAUGCCCAUUUGGAGGGCAUCAUGCUUUACUACGAUCUGAUUCGCUCAUUCGAUGGAUGGGUCGAUGGCUCGGAGUAA
Molecule: messenger RNA, 1725 nt
Organism: Penicillium verhagenii
Lineage: Eukaryota; Fungi; Ascomycota; Eurotiomycetes; Eurotiales; Aspergillaceae
Gene: cps1
Product: Gly-Xaa carboxypeptidase
Exons: 3
Coding region: 1-1725 (574 amino acids)
Cellular component (GO): fungal-type vacuole lumen
Molecular function (GO): metallocarboxypeptidase activity
Source: RefSeq, a predicted model, not a curated record